UCUUUUCUAAGCUCUUCUCUUAAACCCCACUAGACUUUGGCACAGUGAGGGAUGACUAUGGAGACCCAAAUGUCUCAGAACGUAUGUCCUGGCAACCUGUGGCUGCUUCAACUACUGACGGUUUUGCUGCUGCUGGCUUCUGCAGACAGUCAAGCUGCCGCUCCCCCGAAGGCUGUGCUGAAGCUCGAGCCCCCCUGGAUCAACGUGCUCCAGGAGGACUCGGUGACUCUGACGUGCCAGGGGGCUGACAGCCCUGAGAGCGACUCCACUCAGUGGUUCCACAAUGGGAAUCUCAUCCCCACCCAAAUGCAGCCCAGCUAUACCUUCAAGGCCAACAACAAUGACAGCGGGGAAUACAGGUGCCAGACCGGCCGGACCAGCCUCAGCGAUCCCGUGCAUCUGACUGUGCUUUCCGAGUGGUUGGCGAUCCAGACCCCUAGGCUGGAGUUCCACGAGGGAGAAACCAUCAUGCUGAGGUGCCACAGCUGGAAAGACAAGCCUCUGGUCAAAGUUAAAUUCUUCCAGAAUGGAAAAUCCAAGAAAUUUUCCCAUUUGGACACAAGCUUCGCCAUCCCACAAGCAAACCACAGUCACAGUGGUGAUUACCACUGCACAGGAAACAUAGGCCACACGCCGCACUCUUCCAAGCCUGUGACCAUCACUGUCCAAGUGCCCAGAGUGAGCAGCUCUUCGCGGAUGGGGAUCAUUGUGGCCGUGGUCACUGGGAUUGCUGUAGUGGCCAUUAUUGCUACUGUAGUGGCCUUGAUCUACUGCAGGAAAAAGCGGAUUUCGGCCAGUUCCACUGAUCCUGUGAAGGCUGCCCAAUUUGAGCCACUUGGACGUCAAAUGAUUGCCAUCAGAGCGAGACAACAUCAAGAAACCAACAAUGAUUAUGAAACGGUUGACGGCGGCUACAUGACUCUGAACCCCAGGGCACCUGCUGAAGACGAUAAGAACCUCUACCUGACUCUUCCUUCCAACAACUAUGUCAACAGUAAUCACUGAGAGUAACGUGGUGCCAUGUGGUCACAGUCUCAGCUUGCUGAGUGGAUAACGAAAAGAGGGGAAUUGUUAAAGCAAAACUGAAAUGGAGACUGGAAAAAUUCCUGAGCAAACAAAACCACCUGGGCCUUAGAAAUAGCUUUAACUUUGCUUAAACUACAAACAUAAGCAAAAUUCACUGGGGUCAUACUAGAAGCAUAGUCAAAACUUAACUGUUUAUGUUAGAAAUAAGACAACCCCAGCCAAUUACAAGCAGCCUACUAAGAUAUAAUUAUGUGGCUAAGGACUUUCUAACAAGACACCCGCCCCCCCAAACAAUUAUGUAAUUGAAAAUCAAUUAAAUGUCUUUAUUGUGCUUCCACAUUUUCCCAAUAAAUACUUGCCUGUGACAUUUUGCCACUGGAACACUAAACUUC
This is a messenger RNA of Saimiri boliviensis boliviensis (Bolivian squirrel monkey), 1418 nucleotides long. It is a transcript of the gene FCGR2A, whose product is annotated as Fc gamma receptor IIa. NCBI's taxonomy places the organism in Eukaryota, Metazoa, Chordata, Mammalia, Primates, Cebidae. Gene Ontology annotation, cellular component: external side of plasma membrane. The record is from RefSeq and is a predicted model, not a curated record. Gene Ontology annotation, biological process: positive regulation of tumor necrosis factor production; antibody-dependent cellular cytotoxicity; cell surface receptor signaling pathway. Gene Ontology annotation, molecular function: IgG binding; IgG receptor activity.